This is a messenger RNA of Cinclus cinclus, 1863 nucleotides long. RefSeq names its product kelch like family member 32 (gene KLHL32). NCBI's taxonomy places the organism in Eukaryota, Metazoa, Chordata, Aves, Passeriformes, Cinclidae. The record is from RefSeq and is a predicted model, not a curated record. The transcript is spliced from 10 exons. Gene Ontology annotation, molecular function: protein binding. The coding region runs from base 1 to 1863 and encodes 620 amino acids.
AUGCCAUCUGAGAGGUGCCUGAGUGUUCAGGAAAUGCUGACAGGUCAGAGGCUUUGUCAGUCUAGCUCCCACAACGAUGCUGUCCUGGCAGCUCUGAACCAACAAAGAAGUGAUGGAAUACUUUGUGAUAUUACCCUUAUUGCUGAAGAGCAGAAAUUCCACGCACAUAAAGCAGUCCUGGCAGCCUGCAGUGACUAUUUCCGUGCAAUGUUCAGUCUUUGCAUGGUUGAGAGUGAAGCUGAUGAGGUGAAUUUACAUGGUGUCACAAGCCUUGGUUUAAAACAAGCCCUGGACUUUGCAUAUACUGGACAGAUCCUCUUGGAGCCAGGGGUGAUACAGGAUGUCCUAGCAGCUGGAAGUCAUUUGCAGCUGCUGGAGCUUCUCAGUUUAUGUUCUCACUAUCUCAUUGAGGAAUUAAAUAGUUUUAAUUACUUGGACCUGUACAAGCUUGCGGAUCUUUUCAACCUCACUUUGUUGGAGAAUGCAGUCAUUGGCUUCUUAGUAAAACAUCUCUCUGAGUUAUUGAAGAGUCAUCCUGAAGAAGUUCUGGCACUCCCAUACUGUCUUCUUCGAGAGGUUUUUAAAAGCGAUAGACUCACUUCACUCAGUGAAGAACAGAUCUGGCAGCUGGCUGUGAGGUGGUUGGAACACAACUGCCGCUACCAGUAUUUGGAUGAACUUCUCCAGUACGUGCGCUUUGGCCUUAUGGAUGUGGAUACACUGCAUACUGUAGCUCUUACUCAUCCUCUUGUCCAAGCCAGUGAAACUGCAACUGCACUCAUUAAUGAAGCCUUGGCUUACCACCAGAGUGUCUAUGCACAGCCAGUCUGGCAAACUGCAAGGACAAAGCCUCGCUUCCAGUCAGACACUCUUUAUAUUAUUGGUGGGAAAAAACGAGAAGUCUGUAAAGUGAAGGAAUUGCGAUACUUCAAUCCAGUAGAUCAAGAGAACGUUCAUAUUGCGGGGAUCGCUAACUGGAGCGAGCUGGCACCUAUGCCGGUGGGGAGGAGCCACCACUGCGUUGCUGUCAUGGGAGACUUUCUCUUCGUGGCUGGUGGAGAGGUAGAGCACUCCACAGGGCGCACGUGUGCCGUGAGAACCGUCUGUCGAUAUGACCCCCGCACUAACUCCUGGGCGGAGAUAGCUCCGAUGAAGAACUGCCGGGAGCACUUUGUGCUGGGAGCCGUGGACGAGUACCUCUAUGCCGUAGGGGGCAGGAAUGAAUUGCGUCAAGUGUUGCCCACAGUUGAACGCUACUGCCCCAAGAAGAACAAGUGGACCUUUGUACAGUCCUUUGAUCGGUCGCUCUCCUGCCAUGCGGGAUAUGUGGUGGAUGGUCUUCUUUGGAUAUCAGGAGGAGUAACAAAUACUGCACAAUAUCAAAAUAGACUCAUGGUCUAUGAUCCUAAGCAAAACAAGUGGUUAAGCCGUAGCCCGAUGCUGCAGAGGAGAGUGUAUCACUCCAUGGCUGCUGUCCAAAGGAAGCUGUACGUGUUAGGUGGGAACGACCUCGACUACAACAACGAUCGCAUCCUGGUGCGUCACAUAGACUCCUACAGCAUAGACACCGACCAGUGGACCCGCUGCAGCUUCAACAUGCUGACAGGUCAAAAUGAGUCUGGAGUUGCUGUCCACAAUGGUAGAAUAUAUUUAGUUGGUGGCUAUUCGAUUUGGACAAAUGAGCCUUUGGCAUGUAUCCAGGUGCUGGAUGUUAGCAAGGAGGGGAAGGAAGAAGUAUUCUAUGGGCCUACGCUCCCCUUCGCUUCCAAUGGAAUAGCAGCCUGCUUUCUUCCAGCUCCUUAUUUCACGUGCCCCAACCUUCAGACUCUGCAAGUGCCUCACCACAGGAUUGGCACAAUGUGA